Molecule: messenger RNA, 576 nt
Organism: Exophiala oligosperma
Lineage: Eukaryota; Fungi; Ascomycota; Eurotiomycetes; Chaetothyriales; Herpotrichiellaceae
Exons: 1
Coding region: 1-576 (191 amino acids)
Biological process (GO): translational initiation
Cellular component (GO): eukaryotic translation initiation factor 4F complex
Molecular function (GO): translation initiation factor activity; RNA 7-methylguanosine cap binding
Source: RefSeq, a predicted model, not a curated record
AUGGGUUCAGUAUAUCCAACAACCACAGGCACGGCCCUCCUCUCGCCCCGACGGUCGCCUGUCCCCUCGACAGGCCAAUCUACUGGAGAACGAGGAGGAGAAGCAAAUAUAUCACGUCCAUCACUCCCACGUCGCUCCUCUUCUCUGCACAAACAGCUCAUCACGAAACUCCGUCCACUCCCAUUCCAGUACCACUGGGCCGUGUGGCAUUCCAAACCAGACCCGCAGCAUCAAUACCUCCUCACCCCGCUCGUCGACGACGUAUCAGAUAUCGGCAAGUUCUAUCGCAUCUUCAACAACAUGCCGUGGCUGCAGAUACGACAAAACGACAGUAUCCAUAUAUUCCGUGCCGGCGUCAAGCCACUCUGGGAAGAUGCGGAAAACCAGCAGGGAGGACGUUGGUUGAUUCGAGUCCGACAUGACAAUAAUCGAGCCAUCAGGGUCUGGGAGGAGAUAUGCCUCUUGUGUUGCGGAGGGGAGUUGCAGGCCGCAAUAGCUCAAGGUGUGCACACUACCCUCUGGUCCCUUUUUGACCCGCGGCUGAUAUCCCAAGCACAGAACGUGAUCACAUACUAG